Molecule: messenger RNA, 1362 nt
Organism: Zasmidium cellare ATCC 36951
Lineage: Eukaryota; Fungi; Ascomycota; Dothideomycetes; Mycosphaerellales; Mycosphaerellaceae
Exons: 3
Coding region: 1-1362 (453 amino acids)
Biological process (GO): regulation of DNA-templated transcription
Molecular function (GO): zinc ion binding; DNA-binding transcription factor activity, RNA polymerase II-specific
Source: RefSeq, a predicted model, not a curated record
AUGCCCCGGCCAAGCACAGGAUGUUCGCUGUGCCGCCAGCGCCAUGUCAAGUGCGAUGAAACUAAGCCUGAGUGCAACCGAUGCAUCCGGCUCGGGCGACAAUGUCCAGGCUACCGAGAUACCUGCGGCAUCAUCAUCCAAGAUGUUACGGCGAGAAUCAAUGCCAAGUACCAGCGCCGGCAGACCUCUGAUCGUGGACCAACGACGUUAGCUACGAUCCCUAGCGCGAUCCCGGACAAUCGCCUUGCCUCGAGCGUGACCUUUCUGUUCGCCGAUGCUGGACCAACAUCGGCUCUGAACUCGGCUGUCACUUUCGCAGCCGUGCGGGCAGCUCGCUUGCACUUUGGGGACCAGAUGAUCAAGCCUGCAUCCGUGAUAGAGCGCGGAUCCAAAGCCUUGCAAGCCAUGCAGACUGCAAUUUCAGACCCAACAGAAUGCGUUCGCGACGGAACACUUCUCGCUGUUCUGUGCCUGGACCUCGCGGAGCAUUUUGCGAGCAGGUCCGACACCGAGGGCGCUUCUCGCGCCCAUGUUGAAGGGGCUUUGCUUUUGAUACAACAUCGCCGGCCAGAUUCAUUUGCAAAUCCCGUCUCGGCCUCCCUGAUAACUGGAGCAUCAAGCAACGUUCUCUUAUCCGCUCUUUGGUCGAACGGCGAAACCGAGACCAGAGAUGCAGUAGCGAUUCUGCCGGAUGUCGAUGUUUCGAGCCAGGGAGCAUGCUCGACCACGAAUCCCCCCCCCAUGAGUAUUCAACCCGUGUGCUCGCUGUCCAAGACGUUGGUGACUGCUCAAGAGUUGGACUCCGAUAUGGACUGGUGGCUUCAGGCUUUGCCUCCAGAAUGGCUACGGCUUCUCGACCAGCCUAGAAGUCCCUCGUCACUCGUGGCGGCAACACACAGCGAUGCCGACUCGAGUCUCCUCGAAAUGACCUUUAUCCUCGCUCAGUGGCAUUGCACAAAGCUGAUAACAUUGAGGCUGCUCUAUGCGGCAGUAAUUAGCCAGUGUCCAGGGUUCCCCAACACAGACAUCGUCUGCAAGGAAGUGCUGGAAAGAACUAAAUCUACAGCAAACAGCCUUUGCAAUCUGGUAUCUAUCAUUGCCGAGACAGGUCCACUAGCCCCUUCAAGGGUUUAUCGGAUGGAGCGAGGCCUAAGCGGACUCGUGCCUGUCAAGCCGGGCGAGGCGGUGGACUGGAGGGGCGGUGCCAUGGACGGCAAACACUGCUGUUUGAACAUCCUGCGCUGGGUAUUGGGCAUCUUUGUUGAUGAGAAAGAUUCAGUCCCGGGUUUCCAGACAGACCAAUGCGCGUUGGACUAUUUCACGGAGGCGAUGCGAGUCGUGCAAAAUGCCUUCUCCAGCUAA